AUGGACCUCAGCCUGUUCUCGACGUUUGUCGGCGUUUCCCUGCUGGUUGUCGUCGUAUAUGUUUCACUUGUCUAUCUGUUCAGCCCCACAUACGACCCGAGAGAACCACCGGUAAUCUCCAGCUUGAUCCCAUAUGUCGGGCACAUACUCGGAUUACUACGCUAUGGCCAGCGCUACUUUGAAAUCUUGAGCGCUCGUAACAACCUUCCAAUCUACACCCUCCAAACCCUCAACAAACGCACCUACGUCGUCAACUCCGCCGACCUCGUCACGGCCGUCGAACGCAACGAGAAAACCAUAGCCUUCUUCCCAUUCGUCUACUCACUAGCUCCACGAUUCUUUGACCUAGCGCCGGACUCACGAACUAUGGAUUUGAUCAGGCCUAGGUUCACGAUUGCGAGUACGGAGUCCAUUUAUGGGAAGAGAAACCCAAUUCGUCUUGACCCGGAGCUGGUCGAGGCUUUUUGGGACUUCGAGAAGGACUUUACCAUGAUACUUCUCGGCCUUUAUCCCAAAUAUACUGCUCGAAAAGGCUACGCAGGCCGCCGAAAGCUCCACCAUGGCCUAAACGGGUACUUCAACCGCGGCGACCAUGAAUACGGUCUGGGCGUCUUGAAAGCCCGCCACGACGCCGUAACCAACAACGGCGGCACGACCGACGACGUCGCCCGCUUCGAAAUCGGCGAUCUGAUCGGCGUGCUCGUCAACGCCACACCCACGUUCUUCUGGAUGCUACUGACCAUAUACUCGGACGCCGCUCUCCUGGAGGAGAUCCGCACCGAGAUCGGAGCCACGAUGACAACAACAACAACAACAACCGAGCCAUCCGCAACCGGGAACAGAAAAAGAAAGCACGAAAUCGACAUCACAGUCCUCGAAACCCAAUGCCCGCUCCUCCUCUCCGCCUACCGCGAACUCCUCCGCCACCGCACCCAGAGCUCCUCCUCCCGCUCUGUCAUCCGCGACACCAUCCUCGCCUCCCAAUACCUCCUGAAAAAGGACUCCGUCCUCCUCGUCCCCGGCGCCCUCAUCCACGCGGACCCCAUCUGGGGCCCCGACCGCACCGAAUACAACCCCCGCCGCUUCCUCAAACCACCACCGCCACCGUCGUCACCGUCCGCCGCCGCCCCCCAAUCGAGCGGUGCCGCCAAGGUCGUCCACCCGGGCGCCUACCGCGCCUGGGGCGGCGGCCAGACGCUGUGCCCGGGCCGGUUCUUCGCGACGACGGAGAUCACGGGCGCGGUGGCGAUGGUGCUGAUGCGGUUCGAGAUGGAGGCGGCGGGUGGGAAGUGGGUGUUUCCGAAGGUGGAGGGGAAUCGGGUGGCGAGCAGUAUCCACCCGCCGAGUACGGAUGUGAGGGUGAGGAUUAGGGAGAGGGUUGGAUAUGAGGGGGAUGGUUGGGGGUUUAUUUUUGCCGAGGGUGUUUAG
Molecule: messenger RNA, 1428 nt
Organism: Letharia lupina
Lineage: Eukaryota; Fungi; Ascomycota; Lecanoromycetes; Lecanorales; Parmeliaceae
Exons: 4
Coding region: 1-1428 (475 amino acids)
Molecular function (GO): heme binding; monooxygenase activity; oxidoreductase activity, acting on paired donors, with incorporation or reduction of molecular oxygen
Source: RefSeq, a predicted model, not a curated record